Messenger RNA from Lichtheimia ornata, 975 nucleotides. RefSeq lists its product as uncharacterized. Bases 1 to 975 code for a protein of 324 amino acids. NCBI's taxonomy places the organism in Eukaryota, Fungi, Mucoromycota, Mucoromycetes, Mucorales, Lichtheimiaceae. The record is from RefSeq and is a predicted model, not a curated record. Gene Ontology annotation, molecular function: nucleic acid binding. Gene Ontology annotation, biological process: DNA integration. The transcript has a single exon.
AUGCGCUCAUUUGUUGCUGAACAGAUCCGCAAGUGCCCUAUUUGUAUUCGUACCAAGACUUCAAGAAAGCCCUUUGGUCACACAAACCUGAUUCGAUCCAAUCCUCCUUUGCAACCAUUCGACACAAUCGCCAUCGACACCUUUGGUCCUCUUGCGCAAUCCCAAGCUGGCAAUAAGUAUAUCAUUGUCAUCCAAUGCAUGUUCUCACGCUAUGUCAUCAUCACUCCUGUUGCAGUAUGCAAUACUGACACUGUUUCCAAGACAUUGAUCCAUCUAUUCAGUGAACAUGGCUUCCCUCGCGUUAUGCUUUCCGACAAUGGUCCUACUUACUCAGCAUCCAUGUUGCAAGUCCUUUGCAUGAAGCUUGGCAUCAAACAGCAAUACGCCCCUGCCUAUCAUCCACAAUCCAAUGGGCUUGUUGAACGCUUCAUGUCAACCCUCAAGAGUAUGCUUCUGUCGUAUAUGGAACAAGAUCACCUUUCAGAUGUUUGGGAUAAGCACUUACCAGAAUUUCAACUUGCUUACAAUUCUUCUAUUCAUGCCUCCACCGGGUUUACUCCUUUUUCUUUGGUCCAUGGUCGUGAAGCUCGCCUCGUUGGUCAAGUUGAUUUCACUCCUCAAGAUAUCUCAUCAAGCACUUAUCGUCAAACUACCGACUUGUAUCUAUCUCGUGCUCGUGCCAUAGUUCAACUCGCCAAUCAACGUACACAAGCCGACAAUGCCACAUCCAUGAACAACUCUCGACAUCGUCCACCCUUUUCAGUUGGUUCCCUUGUCCUUGUUGAAGCACCUCACAAUUCUGCCAAACGCAAAGGCAAGUUUGCACGUCCUUAUCCUGAUGAAGUUUAUGUUAUCACUCGUCAAGUUGGUUCCGAUCGCUAUGAUCUUCAAGCUCUCAAGAACCAUCAAGUUUUGACAAACAUUCAUGCCUCGCGCCUCAAGCCCAUUCCGUUCAACGAGACGUCUUCCUCUUAA